Messenger RNA from Symbiodinium necroappetens, 801 nucleotides. NCBI's taxonomy places the organism in Eukaryota, Dinophyceae, Suessiales, Symbiodiniaceae. The record is from the annotation of a GenBank genome assembly.
GCAGCCGCUGCGGAGGCUAUCAGCCAGUUGCCGAGAGAGCCGUUCUCCACAGGGAAGGGCUUCACGUGGCUGGAUGCAUUGAGGAGCGUGGCUUGCGAUGCGCAAGCCAAAGAAGCGACCUGUGUAUUUCCUCAGAUGGGCACUAUUUUCACCCAUCAGGUUCUCACCCGUGAGGAUGCCUGCGACUUUGUCUUGCAGGUCGUGGAUGCUGGUGGUGAGGGCGAGGAGCCAAUCUAUGUGGGCGUCGUGAGCGAUGAGCCAGUCGGCUUCGGGUGUUUGCCCGUGGGCCAUCCGCAGCUGGCAAACUCAAUUGGUAUAGUGUCAGCAGGUCCUCAUGCAGGACACAUUGUGCACGCUGGCCAGUCGAGGAGGGAAGUCCAAGGCAUCGCAAGUGGAGACACGAUCCGGAUUCAGAUAGAGCCAGGCUCUAAUGUGACGAUAUGGCACGGGCCAACCGUCCUCGUCUCGUUUGCGGUGGGCGGCGACGGUAUGUUCCGGUGCGCCGCGAGCUUGAGCAGCAUUGGACAACGCGUCAGGAUCAUGGAUAGCGCGCAAGAUGCGAGCACAGCAGCUGCCGUGAGCCGCAUGGUUGAUCCACGAAGAGCCGGGCAGACGAGCCCGAGCAAUCCAGCGGUGCCAGCAGUGAGAGAUGAGCAGAAGAAGGCAGAGGAGCAGGAUGGCAGCCCAUGCUCCCCAGCCAAAGUUGCGGCUGCCGAGGAUAAGGGCUUGGAUGAUGAUGACGAUUUGAAGGAAGCCAUCCGACUGUCCCUACAGGAUGAGCAAGGCAAGGCAGGGAAGUGA